AGGCCCUGUCCAGACUUUCUCAGAAACGUACACGUACUGUUCAAAGCCUUCGUCCUCUAUACAUUCAGUCUUAAAUUAAACCAGAGGGCAAAGCAAUUCCCCCCCAUCCAUUGAGAUCUGAACUGGAUCCCUCUCUUCAAGAAAUGGCUCUUCUGGGUGACCCUGUCAGGCGCUUCUUCUGGAGCCCCACAAUCUUCCGCUCCUAUCCCAGCUCCACUGCCCCCAUGGACUGGCUCGAAUCCCCGACGUCCCACGUCUUCCUAUUCAACGUUCCAGGUUACGGCAAAGAAGAUAUAAAGGUGCAGGUGGAAGAUGGAAAUGUUUUGGUGAUAAGGGCCGAAAGAGGGAAGGAGGCGGCCCAGGGAAAAGACACAGUUUUCCACGUCGCGGAAAGAGGCGGAGCCGGUGGCGACUUUUUCCGGGAAAUAGAAUUGCCGGAAAAUGUGAAGGUGGAUCAGAUCAAAGCCCAGCUCGAGAGUGGGGUCCUCUCCAUUGUACUGCCCAAAGACUCCACGCCCAAGCCAUCCAAAGUGCGGAACAUCGCCAUUUCUAGCAAGCUUUGAGUUGAAUCUCUCUGCCUGCAGAGGUUCCAUGAAUAAGUUAUUAUGUGUGGUGUAAUAAAAUUGGGCUUUUUAUGAAGCCUAUUUACUGUAACUGAGCCCAGUUUUAAUAUGUUUUGUGAUGUUCGUUCAGGUAAUUUUACUGUUUGGGGAUGAUUUAUGCUGCCUUA
This is a messenger RNA of Diospyros lotus (date-plum), 730 nucleotides long. Its product is annotated as 15.7 kDa heat shock protein, peroxisomal. Lineage: Eukaryota; Viridiplantae; Streptophyta; Magnoliopsida; Ericales; Ebenaceae. The record is from RefSeq and is a predicted model, not a curated record. The coding region runs from base 144 to 563 and encodes 139 amino acids. The transcript has 2 exons. Gene Ontology annotation, biological process: protein folding; response to heat; protein complex oligomerization.